Molecule: messenger RNA, 5295 nt
Organism: Cavenderia fasciculata
Lineage: Eukaryota; Evosea; Eumycetozoa; Acytosteliales; Cavenderiaceae
Product: P-type ATPase
Exons: 7
Coding region: 1-5295 (1764 amino acids)
Biological process (GO): protein transport; calcium ion transmembrane transport
Cellular component (GO): intracellular membrane-bounded organelle; membrane
Molecular function (GO): ATP hydrolysis activity; P-type calcium transporter activity; protein binding
Source: RefSeq, a predicted model, not a curated record
AUGACAAAGUUUACUGCAAAUAACAUGGGAUUACUUCUCAAGUUAGCAAGCAGUAGAUUAUUAUUACACAAAAACAAAAAUAUUGAGCAAGGUAAUCUACACAAAAAAGAGAUUGCAGAGUUAUUGACAUUGGGUAAAGAAGAUCAAGCACGCGUGAAAACUGUUGCAGUUAUCAAUGAAGACUAUCAAACAGAGGUUUUAGGAAUUCUUAUCAUCUAUUGUGAAACUAUUAAUAAUAGAGUCAGAGCUUUAGAAGGUGUAAAAAUAUGUCCACCUGAUCUAAAGGAAGCAAUUUGUAGUAUCAUAUUUGCUUCACCAUAUUUAGAAAAACAAGUAGAAUUGUACAAAAUUAGAAAAAGAUUAAUUGAAAAAUUUGGAAAGAAGUUUCCAGAAGAAUGUAUAGAUUGUUGUUGUAUUAAUCCAAAAAUUGUUCACCGAUUAUCAAACAAACCACCAGAGGAUUCACUCAUCAAUUAUUAUCUAAGUAACAUUGCCAAAAAGCAUAAUAUUGCUUGGGAGACACCUUUAUUACCACCACUUGUAGAUUUACAACAAAGUAUUCCAGAUCUUAGUCUUAGUUCAUUGGCAGAACAAUUACCAUCAACACCAACAAACAGUACCAUUGACUCUUCUAUUUUAGAUUUUCCAUCAGUUCCUACAGCAGCCACCACUGCACCCUCGUCAUUGGAUUUACAAUUCCCAUCAGUGCCAACUGUUAUUCAAAAAGCAAAUUGUGAUGCCAACAAUUGCAAAGUAUUUGGACCUGGACUAAAGAGUGGUACAUUGACACAAGAUUCAUUGUUUACUAUUCAGUCAUAUGAUACCAACAACCAAAAGAUGACCAAUGGCGGAGAUACAUACCAUGUAUUAAUUCAAGGACAAUUUGGAGAUCAGAUUUAUGGAACCAUAAAGGAUAACAAUGAUGGUUCAUAUAAUGUCUCUUAUCGACCUCAAAAAGUUGGUGGAUAUGCCAUUGCUGUCUAUCUAGGAAAUACACAAAUCAAAAACAGUCCUUUUAUUGCAAAUAUUGCACAACCACAACAAGAAUCGUUACCAACAGACGCAUUGCAUUGUCGUUGUUAUGGUGACGGAUUGGAGCAAGGACAACCAAAAUUGUCUAGCACAUUUACGAUUGAAGCUAGAGAUUCAAAGGGACAGGUUAGAAAGGUUGGUGGAGAUAAAUUUUAUGCUUUUAUUCAAGGUCCACCUGGAAUACAAAUACAUGGAGAUGUAAAGGACAACAACAAUGGUACAUAUACUGUCAAGUAUACUCCACCUGUAGCCGGUGGUUACGCUAUUGCUGUGUAUUUGGAGCACAAUCAAGUUAAAGAUAGUCCAUGGACUUUCUUUAUACUUGAAAGUAGCACAGCCACCACCUCAACAGUACUACCACCAGCUGCAGACGAUGAAAUGGAUAAACUAUGGGAACAAACCAGUAAACUAUCGUUUGAACAAAGCCAAGUACCACCUGUUGUUGAAUCUGUUGUACCAAUGACAAUAUCAAAAGCUACGCUACAAGACAAUCUCCCAACUCCUCCACCACUUCCACCAGUCUCAAAGGCAAAGAAAAUAUCAAAUCUAGAGUUUCUACAGUCAAUCAACGAAAAAUGUUUGGUUAUUGACAAUGGAUCAGGUGUGGUAAAAGCAGGAUUUGCAGGAGAAGACCAACCACGUUGUGUAUUUCCAUCAAUUGUUGGAUAUCCGUUACAUGUAAACGUAAUGAAGAGUAUGGGCAAGGACAAAUAUGUUGGAGACGAAGCACAACAAAAACGUGGUAUUCUCUCGAUAAAAUACCCAAUCGAACAUGGUAUCAUUACCAAUUGGAGCGAUAUGGAAACUAUAUGGGAGUACACAUUCACAAAUGAACUCAGAGUCGAUUCAUCAAAACAUCCUGUCAUUCUCACAGAAGCACCUCUCAAUCCAAAGGCAAACCGUGAAAAAAUGUUGGAAAUUAUGAUGGAAUACUUUAAUGUCCCAGCCGUCUAUAUUGCUAUUCAAGCUGUUUUGUCACUAUACGCCAGUGGACGAACAACUGGAACCGUACUGGACUGUGGUGAUGGAGUUUGUCAUACUGUUCCCAUUUACGAAGGUUAUUGCAUGUCACACAAUGUCAAAAGAUUGGAUCUAGGUGGUCGAGACAUAACAGAGUACUUGAUGAGACUAUUGACAGAACGUGGAUACGCAUUCACAACAACAGCCGAGAGAGAAAUAGUUAGAGAUAUUAAAGAAAAAACAUCAUUUGUCUCUAUGGACUAUGUCGAUUCUAUGAAACAACCAGUGACAGAAGAAGUGGACUAUACCAUGCCAGACAAACAAGUGCUGAGCAUUGGCAAUGAACGAUUCCGUUGUUAUGAACCCUUUUUCAAUCCUUCUCUGCUUGGUAUGGAUAUCCAAGGUGGAGGAGGUGUCCAACAACUCUUGCACGAAUCCAUCAUGGGUUGCGAUGUUGACAUUAGAAAGGAAUUGUACAAAAAUAUUGUCAUUUCUGGUGGAUCGACCAAAGCAAAUGGCUUUCCCCAGAGACUUCAAGCAGAACUCGAACACCUAACCAACAUGCCCGUUAAAAUUUCAGCACCCGACAAUAGAGAGCACAGUGUGUGGUGUGGUGGAUCGGUAUUGGGUGAUUUAUCAACAUUUUCUGAUCAAUGGAUAACUAGACAAGAAUACCAAGAAUAUGCAUUGGUUAUUACUGUUGCAUUAGCAUUUUUUGGUUAUGCAGAAUGGUUUGAAGGAGUAGGUAUUGCUAGUGCAGUAUUCCUUGCCACCUUUGUAUCUACCUACUCAGAGUACAAAAACGAAAACUCAUUCCAAGAGCUCCAAGAAAAGGCAUCACGUAUCAAAUGCAAUGUCUUUAGAAACGGAAAUCAUGUUCAACAAAUCUAUGCAUUUGAUGUAGUCGUCGGUGACUAUAUUCUAUUGCAAGCAGGAGACAAGGUACCAGCCGAUGGUAAAUUGGUUGCAGGUGAACUCUACAUCAAUCAAUCGACACUCAACGGUGAGAGUGAAUUGGAGAAAAAGAUUGUUGCACCAAAGGACUAUCAACCAUCCUUUAAAAACAACUUUGCCGAUCACUAUCUCUGCUUUAGAGGAUCUGUUGUAGAAGACGGUGAAGGUGUCUUGCUCGUAGACAGUGUAGGUAACGAUACUUUGUAUGGUGAAUUGGCUAUUGAACUUUCAAAGGCUGACGAACGUGAAUCACCACUCCAAAUUAAAUUGUCCAACCUUGCCGAUGGUAUCUCUACAAUUGGUUACAUUGGUGCUUCAUUUAUCGUUGUCUCUUUCCUCUUUAAGCAAUUGGUUAUGGAUCAAAACUACAACUGGCCUCUCAUUAAACAAUACGUCUCCAACUAUCCAAUCGUAUUACGUGACGUUGUCAACUCUAUUACACUCGCCAUCAUCAUCAUUGUCGUUGCCGUCCCAGAAGGUCUACCAAUGAUGAUUGCCAUUGUCCUAUCACUCAAUAUGCGUAAACUCCUCAAAGCCAAGGUUUUGGUAAGAAAGUUGUUGGGUAUCGAAACUGCCGGUAGUUUGGAUAUUCUCUUUGUCGACAAGACUGGUACUCUUACCAAGGGUACUUUUACGCCACGUACAUUCAUCUCUGGUUCAGGUCACACCUACAGGGGUUACAAUCAAAUUCCAACAGAAUUGAGAGAUGUACUUUCAUUUGCUGUUCGUGAAUCAACAAGUUCUGUCAUUGAUGAAGAUGGUCAAAUCGCUGGUGGUAAUGCCUCUGAUAAGGCCCUUUUACAAUUCCUUGAUAAGCAAUCUUUAAUGGCCGACUUUGAUGUUGAAAUCAUCAGAGAAGUUUUAUUCCAUUCUGAAAGAAAGUAUUCUGCUGCUACUCUUAGUAUUCCUCAAGUUGGUGGUCCAUCUGGUAAACCUCCUCUUGGUAUUUUAAAAUGUUCACAAAAAUUAGGAACAGGUAAAAUUGAAUUAUCAUGUUUAAAGGGAGCACCAGAAAUUGUUAUUUCACAUUGUACAUCACAUUUUAAUGAAGAUGGCCAUAUUGAACCUAUUUCAGAUAUCGAUUCAUUGACCAAUGAAAUGAACAAACUAUCGGAACAAGGUAUCAGAGUCAUUGCUGUAGCCGUUGCCAAAGAGGCAUUAAAAGAAGGUGAAAGCUUGCCAAACAAUCUUAUUUUGGUUGGUGUUGUCGGUGUACACGACGAGAUUAGAGAAGAGAGCAAGUCAUCGAUUCAAUUGGCCAAGAAUGCUGGUAUUCAAGUUGUUAUGAUCACCGGUGAUAAAAAGGAAACUGCAAUUGCUGUUGCUCAUCAAAUUGGACUUAUUCAACCAGGUGAAGAAUUGCAACCAGGUGUUGUCAUGACCAGUUUGGAUUUACAACAUGUAUCAAACGAUCGUCUCAAAGAAAUGAUUCCACAUCUUCGUGUAGUGUCUCGUGCUCUUCCAUCGGAUAAAACUCGUUUCGUACAAGUGUCUCAAGAUCUCCACAAGGUCGUAGGUAUGACUGGUGAUGGUGUCAACGACAGUGCCGCUCUCAAACAUGCCGAUGUUGGUUUUGCCAUGGGAUCUGGAUCAGAGGUAUCAAAAGAAGCAGCCGAUAUCGUUAUCCUCGAUGAUAACUUUGCCUCUAUUACGCAAGCAGUCCUCUAUGGUCGUACCAUUUACAAAUCAAUUCAAAAGUUUAUCGUCUUUCAAUCGACUAUCAAUGUUGCAUCGACUAUGAUCGUAUUCCUCGGACCAUUUAUGGGUUUUGAUUUCCCAUUGACAUUGAUCCAAUUACUCUGGGUCAAUCUUGUCAUGGAUACAUUGGCAGCAUUGGCAUUUGGAGGUGAACCAGCACUCGAUCGUUAUAUGAAGGAGAAACCAAUCAAACGUGACCAAAAUAUCAUUACCCCUCGUAUGUGGUUCUCAAUCCUAGGAGGUGGUCCAUACAUUUCAAUUAUGUCAGUUGCAUUCCUCACCAAUGACUGGGUUGAAUCCUACUUUACAAGAGAUGGUGUAACAUCGGAACCGGUAUUCCUUACCGCCUUUUUUGCCUUUUUCAUCUUUUUGGCAGUCAUCAACGCAUUCAAUGUUCGUACCAAUCGUUUGAACCUCUUUGACCAUCUCCUCGAUAACAAGGGUUUCAUUGUAGUCAUCUUUUUCAUCUUUUGCGUUCAAAUCGUCUUUACCUAUAUCGGUGGUUCUGUCCUACGUACUGUUGGACUUACUCUCAAUGAAUGGGUCGUCGUCAUCAUUGCCUCUCUCUCUAUCAUUCCAUUCGAUUUGAUAAGAAAAUCUCUCGUCAAUUUAUUCUUAUCAUCUUCAACAAGAAGAAUUAAAAGAGAUUAA